Messenger RNA from Zerene cesonia (dogface butterfly), 2019 nucleotides. Its product is annotated as eukaryotic translation initiation factor 4 gamma 2-like. The record is from RefSeq and is a predicted model, not a curated record. NCBI's taxonomy places the organism in Eukaryota, Metazoa, Arthropoda, Insecta, Lepidoptera, Pieridae. The coding region runs from base 315 to 1961 and encodes 548 amino acids. Gene Ontology annotation, cellular component: eukaryotic translation initiation factor 4F complex. Gene Ontology annotation, molecular function: mRNA binding; translation initiation factor activity; protein binding. The transcript has 5 exons.
GCAAGACCGGCCGCAAGACGGAGAGCGCGCGGCAGCCGGGGCCCGUGCUGCGCGCCGCGGGGCGGACCGCGGUCCCCCCGAGGCGGCGCUGGGUCCCGCCAUCCUCGCUGCGGCACCACGAUGUGCCCGACGGCGACGCCAAGCACGACAUCAUCUUCCGGAAGGUGCGCGGCAUACUUAACAAACUAACUCCGGAAAAAUUCCAAAAACUCAGCGAUGAUUUGCUCGGGUUGGAACUGGACUCUGAUAAGGUCCUCAAGGGCGUGAUCCUUCUGAUCUUCGAGAAGGCGCUGGACGAGCCCAAGUAUUCGUCCAUGUACGCGCAGCUGUGCAAGCGGCUCAGCGAGGAGGCUCCCAACUUCGAGCCGCCGGGCCAGCCCUGCACCUUCAAACUGCUGCUGCUCAACAAGUGCCGCACCGAGUUUGAGAACAGAGCUCAAGCUUUUGCGGCAUUCGAUGAUAAAACUUUAACUGCCGAAGAAGAGGAAAAGCGGCAUCUCGCCAAGUGCAAGAUGCUCGGCAAUAUAAAAUUUAUCGGUGAACUCGGCAAGCUGGAGAUCCUGGCCGAGUCCAUUCUCCACCGCUGCAUACAGAACCUGCUGGCGCGGCGCGCGGCCGCCGAGCACCACGAGGACCUGGAGUGCCUGGCGCAGCUCGUGCGCACGUGCGGCCGCGUGCUCGACUCGGAGCGCGGCCGCGGCCUCAUGGACCAGUACUUCGCGCGCAUCGAGACGCUGUCCGCGUCGCGCGAGCUGGCGCCGCGCAUCCGCUUCAUGCUGCGCGACGUGGUGGAGCUGCGGCGCAGCGGCUGGAUGCCGCGCACGGCCGUGUCGGCCGAGGGGCCCGUGCCCAUCCACCAGCUGCGCUCGGACGAGUCGCCGCCGCCGCGGCGCGAGCGCGAGCGCGAGCGCGACCGGGAGCGCGAGCGCGACUCGCUGUUCCGCGGCGGGCUGCGCGCGCGCCCGCUGGACGACGUGCUGGCGGGCCUGUCGCUGCAGCCGGCCGCGCCGCUCGUGCCCUCGUCCGACAAGCUGUUCGGCAACGGGUUCCCGCGCGACGCCUUCCGCCAGCGCUCGGCGCCCACCUACUUCCCGCGCUCGCACUACAAGCAGGGCGCCAACGGCAAGGAGCGGCCCAGCAAGGCGCGCGUGCCCGUGGCGCCGGGCGGCCUGGAGAACGUGCAGAUGCGCCCGGCCGCCAACUCGCUCAUGUUCACGGCCUCCAACCGCCUCAACAAGCCGCAGCCGCAGCCCAUGCCGCUCGCCCCUCAAGCGCAGAGCGUACUGCCGGCGUCGUUCGCGAACGCGGCGCCGCUGCUGAAGGAGCCGGCCAUCACCAUCAAGCCGGCGCCCGACAAGCGAGACAAGCCCAAGAAGGAUAAGGGGCCGAACAAGGAGGAGGCGUGCCGGCUGGCCGUGGAGGCGGUCGGCGAGCUGGCGGCCGGCGCCGGCGAGGAGAGCAGCGAGGCGCUGCGGCGCCUGCGCGAGCUCAACCUGCCCGACAAGCUGCUGCGGCGCGUGAUCGCCGCCGUGCUGGAGCACGCGCUGGCGGGCGACGCGCGCGAGCCCCGGCCGGCCGCCGCGUGCGCCGUGGUGCGCGCCGUCAAGCGCGCGCCCGUGGGCGACGCGCUGCGGGCGCUGCUGGGCGCCGCCGCCGCGCCGCGCCUGGCGCCGCUGCUGGCGCACGCCGUGGCCGCGCGCCUGCUGCCGCUGGCCGACGUGGGCGCCUGGUGCGAGGGCGGCCACCACCACCCGCUGCUGCUCGAGGUGCUGCAGGCGCUGCGCGACGUCGUCGGCGCCGACAAGCUGCACCAGCUCUACAACGAGAGCAAGGUACCGCUGUGCGCACAAGACACCCGCCACUCGAGUUCGUUUGCCACCACUGAGAUCUUGACGACAAUAAAAACCCGCCAUGUCGAUAAGGACAGAAAAGCAAGCUACUAUUUCACGGUUUUCUAUUGAGAGUGUGGUACUUCCUCUGAGCGAGCUGGCCCGAUUCGUGCCGAAUCGUGUUCAACUC